Agrilus planipennis (emerald ash borer) is the source of this 1084-nucleotide messenger RNA. RefSeq names its product iron-sulfur cluster co-chaperone protein HscB, mitochondrial (gene Hsc20). Gene Ontology annotation, cellular component: mitochondrion. Lineage: Eukaryota; Metazoa; Arthropoda; Insecta; Coleoptera; Buprestidae. Gene Ontology annotation, molecular function: protein-folding chaperone binding; ATPase activator activity. The transcript has 3 exons. The record is from RefSeq and is a predicted model, not a curated record. Gene Ontology annotation, biological process: protein complex oligomerization; [2Fe-2S] cluster assembly. The coding region runs from base 175 to 966 and encodes 263 amino acids.
CAUAGGAAGUCGUUUUUAAAUAGCGUAAGCAAGGUCGUUUAUAUGUGUUUUUAUCAACCAUGACAUAAACAUUCUUAAAUAUAUUAUAUCUCACUUACUUAAUAUAUUUUUAUAUUGACUAUGGGUUAAUAGGCGAGUCCGUUUUAUUAGUUUGAAGUUGAGUUUACUACAAGUAUGUUGAAGUUUUGCUUAAAAAAUAUGGACAUUCUUUUUUCUCAAUCUGCAAAAGGUGUUAUUUGUCAAUAUCAAUUUUACCUAGAAAGAAGACAGCUGUUUUUACUGACAAAGCAUGCAAAUAAUUCUUAUUCAUCGCUCAGUGUUAGUACCCAUGGUGCUUUCAGUUUGUUGCGUUUCAGUCAUGCAAAGAUGUUAAAAUGUUGGAAAUGUGGUGUUGAAAAGGAAGCCAUAAAAGAAGUGUUUUGUUCAAAAUGUAAUUUUAUUCAGGAACCUCAUGACACCAAAAACUUUUUUCAAUUGUUUGACAUUAAGGAGUCUUUUGAUAUUGACACAAAACUGUUAACCAACAGUUAUCGUAGAUUGCAGAAUAUCAUUCAUCCAGAUAAAUUUAGCAAUAAGAGUUCAGAGGAAAAAAAUAUUUCACAAGAAUAUUCAUCACUUAUUAACAGAGCUUAUAAUACAUUACAAUUACCUCUUAAUAGAGCUUUACAUAUACUUCAGUUAAAAGGAGAAAAAAUUGAUGAAGAUCAAAAAGUAGUAGAUACCGAAUUUUUAAUGAAGAUUAUGGAAAUAAAUGAAGAGAUUGAAAAUGCAGAAAAUCCAGAACAAUUAAAGAUGCUAAAUGAACAAAACAAAAGAGUUAUAUCUGAGAUUUGUAAAAAAAUAUCCAUAUGUUUUAAGAAUAAUGAUAUUGAAGAGGCUAAAAGGUAUAUAGUGCAAUUAAAGUAUUAUAAUAGUAUAUCUCAUCAUGUAAAUGGUAUACUUAGAACUAGAGGAAUAGUUGACUGAUUUGUGUAUAUAGAAGCAAAUAUCUUUUGGAUAAUGUCAUAAGUUUGUUUGUAUAUUGUAUUUAUAAACAGUAAAAUGUAAAUAGAAAUACUUCAAAUACAUGUAUCUAUAAACAUUA